AAAAAGCAAACGAACAGGACGUGGAAAGGACUCGUGAUCAAAACUUAAGUCGUGCCGAUUUUACCACAAGCGGACAGAAAUAUUGUUCAGAUGAUUUAAAACACACAAACAUGUUGAGUUUUUUCGGAUUCAAGAAGGAUGGAGCUAAAAAGUCUUCAUCCGAGAGAGAAACUGAUGGAUUCGUCAUUAUUGGUGAAACUGUGGAGGAGCACCAACAGAAAAUGCAGUCCUUGAACAUUAUGCAGCCGGCAACAAAUGUAAUUGUACAGCCAUCUAAGUCAUCCAGCGCUGGGAACAGAGGAAUCACAGAGAGGGCUCAGCCUUCCUCCAUGCCCACGUUGGCUAAGAUGUCCACAGAAACACACAACACAGACGUUACCCCCGCCCUUCCUGAACUUCUAGGAGAUAUACCCUUCACCUUAGCACCACACAUCCUCACCAUGCAGGCGGGCCUACCUUUUGUUCCUGAUAUCGCCUUGCCUCACAACAUCAAUGACAAGCUAGACAACUUUUGUUAUGACUUCACCUUGGAGAACUCUGUGCUUUGUGAGCCUUGACACUCUAUCUCUAACAUGUGAGGAACUAUGGCCCUAUGAUUGACAUGCUACUCCUUAACCAUUUGCCUUUUCUUCACUAAAUGACCUAGGUUCUGUCAGCUGGCCAUAAGGUGAUGGGUUCACUCUGACAUAUCAUCCAGUCUGUUUAAACAAGUUAGUUAAGUUAGCGUCAAGAUAGUUUACAGUCCCUCAGGACCUUACAACACUUGCUUGUGGGAUAUGGGUGUGAUAAGGAGUAGUUAACACAAAAAUUAAAAUUGUCAUUUACUCACCCUCAUGUGGUUCCAAAGCCAUACCACUUUUUUAUAUUUAAAGAAUAUCCUGGCCACAAUAAAAAAGUACCAUUUAAAGAAUCAUAAAAGUGGUCCAUGUGACUUCUGAAGUCAAUAAAUCAUUUUUCAAUCAACUUGUUCAUUCUGCGGAAGAAACUCAUGUUUGGAAAAACAUGGGGGUUAGUAGAAAGUAAUUGUUUUUAUUUUGGGGUGAAUUAUCCCUUUAACACAGUAGAUGAGUAUUUAUAAGAUGAAUUAUGGCUUUACAUUUUUUAAAUGUAGCUAAGUUUUUACGGGUGUCAAAACUGUGCAUUUCUGUAUUUUGACUUUUUUGGUCCUUUAGCAUAAGAAGAUAUGCUGAAAUGAUAUACGUUUUGAUUAUUGUUUUGAAACUAUAGUGUUCUUUAGUUUAAUUGGGCUGAUUGAUGUUCCAGACAUCACAGACGGCAUUGGACUUUCCUCAAUUUUUACAUCGCUAAGCCAAGACUCACUGUAAUUUAUAGACUUUACUUGCCAAGCAGUCACUAAAAGCAGUCAUAAUGCAUAGUAAAAUUAUUUUACAGUAAUAUAGAUGUAACAGAUUUAUCAAUCAGCAAUGUAGUUCCAAAAAGUUUGUAUUCAAUAUCAAUUUGCAAUCAUAAUGGCUAGUCCACUGUUUGAUUUAAUUCUGACAAUACCAAUAAUAAACCUCAGUAUCUCACUUGUAAUAUGUAAAGAUCUCACUUGCAUUGGAGUUUAAGGGAGACUCAUAGUGCUCAUUACAAUGAGGCCAACAUUAUAUCUCUCAUUUGUAAAAGAGUGUAUUUAAAAAAAUAUAUACUUUGUGUUUUUUUUUUUUUUUUUGGCAUGCACGUCAUAUACCUCGGUUGACGUUUGGGUUAAUGCAUUACAUUUUGAGGUUCUGCCAUAAACUUCACACCCCAUUUUGGGGGCAGACAUGUAUUUUAACAUUUACUGUUCUGUUGGAACAGGCCACUAUUGUUGACCUGUGUUUUUUUUCCGUUUCAUUUGAAUCUCUAUUAGUGAAUGGGUUUUAUCAUAGUGCUUGCUGCUAUUUAUACAGUGCAUUCAAGAGUUUAGCAUUUCCCCUUCACAUCCUGUGUGGGGCUGUGUUUGCAUAGUGUGUUUUUUCCCUUUAAAAAUGUCUAAAAUAAUUCAAUGGCACUUCUUCAGGUAAAUGUUAUGUGAUCACUUUAUCUCUUCAGUGGACUGUCUUUACCUUUUGAUUCAUGUCUGGGACAGUCCCAAAGUCUGAUACCACGAGAUGAUUUUGCUAAACUUCUGAAAUAAAGAACAAAGUGUA
Messenger RNA from Xyrauchen texanus (razorback sucker), 2132 nucleotides. Its product is annotated as UBAP1-MVB12-associated (UMA)-domain containing protein 1-like. The coding region runs from base 111 to 557 and encodes 148 amino acids. The record is from RefSeq and is a predicted model, not a curated record. Lineage: Eukaryota; Metazoa; Chordata; Actinopteri; Cypriniformes; Catostomidae. The transcript has 4 exons.